AACUAUCCUACAACUGUCUGAUUCAUCUCUCAUGAUUUGAAGAUGGUUUUGUCCAUCUCCAUCCUUAUCUAAACUGCCAAACACACUACACCAAAUCAUAUACUAAUACUACUACUUUAUAAUAAUUAAUAAUUCAUUCAUUUUUUUUUAUUAUCCUCUAUCUUUCUUUCCUAACAGAAACAAUAGACACAAAUCAUACUCAUAUUACCAAUAUAGAACAACUAACUAAGCUAAAGUAACCAAAUCAAAAACACAGACACAAAGAUGCUUAGAAGAAGAAUCACCACAGCACGCUCCAUUUUUUCAACAAUUUUCAGAAUAAAUUCUUCUAACUCUCACUAUGCUGCUUCUUAUUCCACUUCAUUCCUCUUCGAUGACACUCAGAUACAGUUUAAAGAGAGUGUUGCUCAAUUUGCAGCUGAAAAUAUUGCCCCUCAUGCUUCCAAAAUUGACCACACAAAUUAUUUCCCAAAGGAGGUUAACUUGUGGAAAAGUAUGGGAGAAUUUAAUCUCCAUGGGAUUACUGCACCAGAGGAGUAUGGAGGGCUUGGUCUAGGCUACUUGUAUCAUUGUAUAGCAAUGGAAGAGAUUAGCCGUGCUUCAGGUUCUGUUGGUCUUUCUUAUGGUGCUCAUUCUAACCUAUGUAUCAAUCAGCUGGUGAGGAAUGGAAACCAUGCUCAGAAACAGAAAUACUUGCCACAGCUUAUCUCUGGGGAUCAUGUGGGAGCUUUGGCAAUGAGUGAGCCAAAUUCUGGAUCUGAUGUUGUCAGCAUGAAAUGCAAGGCUGAUCGUGUAGACGGGGGAUAUGUACUUAAUGGGAACAAAAUGUGGUGUACUAAUGGGCCAGUUGCUCAAACAUUAGUUGUCUAUGCAAAAACAGACAUAACAGCAGGAUCAAAAGGAAUCACUGCAUUCAUCAUCGAGAAGGGAAUGCCUGGAUUCAGUACUGCCCAGAAAUUGGAUAAACUAGGGAUGCGAGGAAGUGAUACAUGCGAGCUUGUCUUCGAGAAUUGCUUUGUUCCAGAAGAAAAUGUUCUUGGGAAAGAAGGGAAAGGAGUCUAUGUCAUGAUGUCUGGGCUGGAUCUGGAAAGACUUGUUUUAGCGGCUGGUCCCGUUGGUAUUAUGCAGUCAUGUCUUGAUGUUGUCCUUCCUUAUGUCCGACAAAGAGAGCAAUUUGGUCGUCCUAUUGGAGAGUUUCAGUUUAUACAGGGGAAAGUUGCUGACAUGUAUACUUCUUUACAGUCCUCAAGGUCUUAUGUGUAUUCUGUAGCUCGGGACUGUGACAAUGGGAGAGUUGACUCAAAGGAUUGUGCUGGAGUUAUACUUUGUGCAGCUGAAAGAGCAACUCAGGUCGCUUUGCAGGCGAUACAAUGUUUAGGUGGGAAUGGCUAUGUUAAUGAGUAUCCAACCGGUCGUCUCCUUAGAGAUGCUAAACUCUACGAGAUCGGUGCAGGAACAAGUGAGAUUAGAAGAAUGAUUAUUGGACGCGACCUCUUCAAGGAGCAAUGACAGGCUAGUCCCUUUGGAUUUUGACUGGAACCGAGCCCCUGGGAGAUGAUUCCAUUGUAAAAGUAAUUUUAAUUUAUCAAAUGAGAAUUGUGGUCACUAGCAUUGAUCAGUAAUGCAAGGAAUAAAAGCUUCCAUAUCAUCUUUCUAUGUGAUUUUUUGUUGUGAAAAAUCUUUGAAGCAAUUCAUUCCUCUUGGAAAAUGAUGAUGGAAGAAAAUGUUCAGGUCUGAUAUUCAAUAUUUUAGUUUCUAAAGUAAUAGAACAAUGUAAACCAAGUAAUUGUGCUCAAGUGGUUAAUGAGAUCCUCCUAGGACGAAUAGUUCUGGAGAACCAGAAUUCGGACUCUAAA
Molecule: messenger RNA, 1856 nt
Organism: Trifolium pratense (red clover)
Lineage: Eukaryota; Viridiplantae; Streptophyta; Magnoliopsida; Fabales; Fabaceae
Product: isovaleryl-CoA dehydrogenase, mitochondrial
Exons: 14
Coding region: 265-1509 (414 amino acids)
Biological process (GO): L-leucine catabolic process
Cellular component (GO): mitochondrion
Molecular function (GO): flavin adenine dinucleotide binding; 3-methylbutanoyl-CoA dehydrogenase activity
Source: RefSeq, a predicted model, not a curated record